UUUUCAAUUAAUCAGUUUGUUCUUGCUUGCUUAAUAAAUAAUACUUUCAAUAAAGAUUUAUAUAUACAAAAUUAAAUAGGCAAAUUGUGUGAUAAAUAUUAAUUGAUAAAUAAUUAUUUAGUACUGGUUACGGAACUGAAAGUGCAACAGAUUUCGUAGAUAUUCCUGCAGCAAGCAUGAACAAUUCGGCAGCAAAGGUCGGAGAGAUCUUCCGAGAGGCAGGAAUUGCUUUCAAUAAACUCUCAGAAAUGACUAUGCUGUUACACCCAAUGGGGGAUUCACAACCAGGGGGGAAAUGGACUGAGGAAGAAAUAGAAAUGCUGCGUUUAUGUGUGCAUCGGUUCGCAGUUGAUCUUAAUAAGCUCAGUCAACACAUAAAAAAUAGGACUGUGACUCAAAUCCGCACAACACUGAAGAAGAAAGCGUUCGAGGACGCAGGUAUACCUGUGAGACAGGUAAGCAGUACAGUGACUAGCCUUGGCCAGCCGCAGACUCCACAGGUAGCGCCCCCUCUGAGCGUGAUCAACACACAGAACGUUAUAGGAAAAAACGCCGAGGUCACCUUGAAUAUGCUGAACGCCUCAGAGAACGAAGUAGACGUGGAGGGGCUCAGCGGUGAUGUCAAGCUAGAGUUCGAGGCGGGCAACGAGGAAGUGGCCACCUGAAACAUGUUUAGCUUUUCAUAUUAGUUUUAAUAUAGAAUAGACGACUAUGGCACAGGACACAAGAAUUACGUACACAGUGCAAGCUUCAGCCAGUGAGCUGUAUGGAUUUUUUUUUAUUUAGGGCCGAACGUGAACCCCUAAUUCUUGUAUUGAAUUUGGAGGGAAAAAUAACGAUCACAUAAGUAUCUAAUGUAUAAUUUUGUCGAUUUAUUAUAGAAUACAAAUCCACAUAUAUUACAGGUAGCGUUUUUUUUACUUUCACAUUGAAUUAGCUGUAUCCCGUGACUUCGCUCGCGCGAAUCAGUACAUUAAGUGUCCAUUUAGUAAAUUACGAUAUAACCUAUUCGUGUAUCAAAUUUUAUUCAAAUCUAUUUAGUAGUUUUCUUUGAAAGAGUAUUAUAUAUCCAGUCAUUCAGUGUUACAAACUUUCCGUAUUUAUCCCUAAUAUUAAUGGGAUUUUGCAGGAGGAUCCCGCCAAAAUAUAUGCGAGGAUGCCAGCACAUAUGUGACUGAUUCCGCCUCUAUUUCGCUUUAUCAUGUACAUGUGAUGCUAUAUUUUUUAUCUAGUUUUUUUUUUAUAAUAUCAGCCGUUAACUGUCCACUGCUGAACUCUGACUGAACUGAACACUAAAGGUCUCCCCCUUGAAAUUGUUAGAAAGUGACCUCUGAUUACCUUUCUUUGUAUGUUAUUUGUUAUUUAUUAAUUAGAAUAAAAUAUUAAAUAAUAGUGAAUGAAAUGAACACACCCAAUGUAUUUUAUUGUAUGCAUUUUAUCUAUAUUUCUUUUUUUUUUAUUUUUUGUAAGGAAUUUCUGCGGGAAGAUUUUGGCCACAUCAGAAUAUCAAUGUUUUGCUCUUUUGAGCGCAAAGCAAUAAACUGAGUUGUCACAAUUUUGUGAUACUGUGGCAUGUGCAUUAAAAGGAAAAUUGUUAGUUUUUUUUUUUUGCAUUUUUUUAUAUUUUUUGUAUAUGUGUUCUAUUUUUUUUUUUACUGUGCAUCUAUGUCUGCUGUUAAGUAAUGCAAAUAAAUUAUCUAUCUAUUGAAUUAAGUUCCCUUAAUAGCUUCUUAUGACACCCACGGAAAAGUAAGGACUGUUCUAUUAUUUGUUGGGACCACACGGCAAUAUUAUGUCUUAUAUUUUAUCUUA
Molecule: messenger RNA, 1812 nt
Organism: Galleria mellonella (greater wax moth)
Lineage: Eukaryota; Metazoa; Arthropoda; Insecta; Lepidoptera; Pyralidae
Product: chromatin complexes subunit BAP18-like
Exons: 5
Coding region: 177-665 (162 amino acids)
Cellular component (GO): NURF complex; MLL1 complex
Source: RefSeq, a predicted model, not a curated record